UUGAAAAGAUAUUUAUAGCUCAGUUUGUCAGUCAAAUGCAUAGUCGUCCAGGAUCCGUCUUCUUACACACCUGAAUAUCCACCAUCACCUUAAAAUGAUGAAAAUUACUAUCUUCGCCCUGGCCGUCAUGGCAGUGGUCUGCGCCUUACCCCAAGAAGCCCCUUCAAGCCAACAACAACAACAGCCAGUACAGAUCGUCAAACAGGACUCUGAAGUAGACGUCAAUGGAUACAAUUUUGAAUUUGAGACGAGUGACGGGACCUCCAGACAGGAGCAAGGCGAGUACAAGAACGACACCGACCAGCAAGGUCUCUCAGUCAAGGGUAGCUAUAAGUACGUCGCUCCUGACGGCCAGCACAUCCAGGUCACCUUCGUCGCAGACAAAAACGGCUACCAGCCCACCGAACACACCGGCGACAACCAGCAACAACCACAAGCGCAGUCCUAAACCUGAAGACCCACUGAAUCGCUAAUACCAAAUUUAUUCUUAAGAUUUUUUUCUAGUCUAAUUAUGGACCUUACUCAAAUGCAAAUUAAAUAAAUGAAUUUUACCUCCAAAAUUGU
Messenger RNA from Plodia interpunctella (Indianmeal moth), 564 nucleotides. RefSeq names its product endocuticle structural glycoprotein ABD-5-like (gene CPR24). The coding region runs from base 95 to 448 and encodes 117 amino acids. Gene Ontology annotation, cellular component: chitin-based extracellular matrix. The record is from RefSeq and is a predicted model, not a curated record. The transcript is spliced from 3 exons. Gene Ontology annotation, molecular function: structural constituent of chitin-based larval cuticle. NCBI's taxonomy places the organism in Eukaryota, Metazoa, Arthropoda, Insecta, Lepidoptera, Pyralidae.